Ilex paraguariensis (yerba mate) is the source of this 1346-nucleotide messenger RNA. The record is from the annotation of a GenBank genome assembly. NCBI's taxonomy places the organism in Eukaryota, Viridiplantae, Streptophyta, Magnoliopsida, Aquifoliales, Aquifoliaceae.
GAGAGAGAUCAGGCAAGCAAAGAGAGGUCAGGAUUUCUUAGCAAUCCACAAGAAGGCAAAGACAAGGAGAAGAAAUGGCCCCAAGGUCAGGUAGGGGCAAGGGAAAUAAAGCUAAGACAGAGAAGAAGAAGAAAGAAGAGAAAGCGGCACCCUGUGUUCUUGACAUUACUGUAAUCACCCCCCUUGAAACUCAAGUUAUACUCAAGGGCAUCUCAACUGAUAAGGUACUUGAUGUGAAAAAGCUGCUAGCUGUCAAUGUUGAAACAUGCCACUUUACAAACUAUUCUUUAUCCCAUGAGGUUAAAGGACACAGAUUGAAUGAUGGAUUGGAGGUUGUUGCUCUGAAACCCUGCUUGCUGAGAAUGGUUGAAGAGGACUAUACGGAUGAGUCCCAGGCGUUGGAGCACGUGCGGAGGCUACUGGACAUCGUGGCCUGUACGACACGCUUCGCCAAGCCCAAGUCCGGGAAGGUCACCACCACGGCCGCCAGCGGCGGCAGCGGAGCAGGAGGUAAAGCCAAGAAAAGUGGGACCCACCAUUGCACCACCUCGGGCCCACAAUCUUCACCCUCAUAUGGAGAAGCCCGACCAUCAGAGCCGUCGGUCUCGGCGAUUUCUGAGAGCUAUGACAUGGUGGCAAUACACCCAUUACCGAAACUCUCCGAUUUUUAUGAAUUCUUCUCUUUCUCUCACCUAUGUCCUCCUAUACUAAAUUUGAGAAGAGUGGAUCCUAAGGAUGUGGAAGAGUCGCGAGAUGGCGAUUACUUCCAAAUGCAGAUUAAAAUCUGCAAUGGGAAGUCAAUACAAGUAAUUGCUUCGGUGAAAGGGUUCUACACUUUGGGAAAGCAGUUUCUACAAAGCUACUCCUUGGUGGAUCUUUUGCAACAGCUCAGCCAAGCUUUUGUCAAUGCAUAUGAAUCCUUGAUGAAAGCUUUUGUAGAACACAAUAAGUUUGGUAAUCUUCCAUAUGGUUUUCGUGCCAAUACAUGGCUUGUCCCUCCAUCAGUUGCUGAUUCUGCAUCAAACUUCCUGCCUCUGCCAACAGAAGAUGAGAACUGGGCUGGAAAUGGUGGAGGACAGGGAAGAUACAGUGAAUACGAUCUUAGACCAUGGGCCACGGAUUUUGCAGUAUUGGCAAACCUCCCCUGCAAAACAGAGGAGGAGAGGGUGGUUCGAGACAGGAAGGCUUUCUUGCUUCAUAGCCUGUUUGUUGAUGUCUCAAUUUUUAAAGCUGUGUCAGCCAUACGCAGGGUAAUAGAUUCUUCUAUGAAGGCAAAAGAUCAAUCAAAUUUAUCUCCGGUCUCAAUCUUGAAUGAGGAUUGUGUGGGGGACUUGACUAUAACAUAA